Molecule: messenger RNA, 1989 nt
Organism: Lasiodiplodia theobromae
Lineage: Eukaryota; Fungi; Ascomycota; Dothideomycetes; Botryosphaeriales; Botryosphaeriaceae
Product: IBR domain-containing protein
Exons: 3
Coding region: 1-1989 (662 amino acids)
Biological process (GO): ubiquitin-dependent protein catabolic process; protein polyubiquitination; positive regulation of proteasomal ubiquitin-dependent protein catabolic process
Cellular component (GO): ubiquitin ligase complex; cytoplasm
Molecular function (GO): zinc ion binding; ubiquitin conjugating enzyme binding; ubiquitin protein ligase activity
Source: RefSeq, a predicted model, not a curated record
AUGGCUGCCAACCGCCGCUUCUCGCAUCUGCUCGACGGCGUGGGAGCAAUCUUCGCUCCCAAGUCGAGAGACCAUUCCCGCUCCUACGAUCCCGACGCAUACCGCCAGCGCGCUUCUCGCCGCCCGCGCCGCAACACGUACGACUACGAUUCGCGCAGCGCGCAUGCUCCCGACUUGGACCACCUGCGCCAGGCACGAGCCGAGUACUACGCCCGCCCACCAGACCAGCGCCAAACCCGCCAUCCUUCGGCCCCAGCCGCCGCGCCGGCCUCUUACGCGCCUCCUACCAUGGUCUCAGGCACCGAGCCCAGGCUGAUGCGCGCCGCCAGCACUCGCAAGAGCGUCAAGAGUAAGCGGGACGAACGCCGGCCUAGCAGGAAAGAGCGCGAGGACCGGGAUAGCGGCGUCUACGUCUACAGCACCCCUCGGAGCGGUGGCAGCAGAAGUCGGCGGGAAGAGGAUUUGGCAUCACGCGCAGGUGGUCACAGGCGGGUUGUUUCGUCACCUGCUGCAAACGUGAUCGAUGUCGAGGUCGAAAGAGAGGCGCCCGAGCCUUCGACGCCGGAAAAGAAGUACGACUGCAUGGUCUGCAUGGACGAGGUCCGCGCGUCUCGCUGUCCAAGACUCGGAUGUGGCCAUCGCAUGUGCCAUACUUGUCUGAAACGCCAAUUCGAGCUCUCCGUCAGAGAUCCUCAGCAUAUGCCCCCGAGAUGUUGUACAACUGAGCAUAUUCCCCUCAAAUAUGUCGAGCGACUCUUUGAUACCAAGUUCAAGGUUCUGUGGAACAAGAAGUACCAGGAAUAUACUGCAAAAAACCGGAUAUAUUGCCCAACCCGUGGAUGUGGAGAGUGGAUCAAGCCGUCGCACAUCCGCCUGGACCCCACCGUCGGCCGCAAGUACGGCAAAUGCCCGCGCUGUCGCGGUAAAGUCUGCGUAAAAUGCAACGGACGCUGGCACUUUCGCAAAGAGUGCCCCAAGGACGACGAAGCGGCGCGCGCCUUCGCCGAGAUGGCCAAAGAGUCCGGGUGGCAGCGUUGCUACAACUGCAAGGCCAUGGUCGAGCUGAAGGAAGGCUGCAACCACAUGACAUGCCGCUGCACCGCCCAGUUCUGCAUGCUGUGCGGCUCCAAGUGGAAAACGUGCGAGUGCCCGUGGUUCAACUACGCCCACCUGGACGACGACGACCGCCUGCAGAACAUGCGCGUGCCCGAGCCGUACGUCGUCGUCGAGCACGACGCCGCCGGCGCCGCACCGCCACCUCCACGUCCUCCGCCCAACGCCCGACCGGACCAGUACGCCGUCCCGGCUCCGCGCCAGGCCCACCCCGUCUACGUCCAGGAGGAGCGGCCCGCCGCGAGCCGCGCGGAUCGCAUGUCUUACGCCGGCGGCCGCGACCUCGACCGCGAGCGCGAGCGCGAGCUCGAGCUCGAAGACGAAAUGCUGGCCCGCCGCCUGCAAUCCGAGUUCCUCGCUGAACCUGCUCGUAGCCGCGCGGGAGGCAGCAUCCAUCGCCGCCACCACCAUCGCCACCGCACCGCUCCCUCCCGCUACGACUCGCCCGAGAUCGAGGUCGAGGUCCUGGGCAUCGGCAACGCGGCCGGCCACCAUAUGAACGACUUCGGUCUCCCCGCUGCUCCGCGCCAGCAGCCAGCGCCGCAGCCGCCUCGGAGUACUACUGUCAGGCGCAGCGCCACUACGCGCAGCACCACACGCGGCACGCGCAGAGCAGCGGCGGCGGCAGCGGCAGCAGCAGACGCCACGCCGGUCACGGUGAUAACGGGUGACAAUAUGACGACGCAGUACCAGUACCAGUACGCCCGCCAGCAGCAGCGGCCCGCCGCCGCUGUCGAGGCGUCCGUCAUGGCGGGAUUGGGCGAUCCCGCGCGAAGCGGGAUGGGGAGGGUGGGUAUGUGGUUGAAUUAUGUGGAGAAUGAUCCGGCUGAGGUGGAGGGGAGGGCGCAGAGGGCGGGGGUGGUGGCGGCGUAUUGA